Messenger RNA from Batrachochytrium dendrobatidis JAM81, 615 nucleotides. RefSeq lists its product as uncharacterized. The record is from RefSeq and is a predicted model, not a curated record. Gene Ontology annotation, cellular component: Prp19 complex; catalytic step 2 spliceosome; precatalytic spliceosome. Lineage: Eukaryota; Fungi; Chytridiomycota; Chytridiomycetes; Rhizophydiales. The transcript has 5 exons. Gene Ontology annotation, biological process: mRNA processing. The coding region runs from base 1 to 615 and encodes 204 amino acids.
AUGGACGAUUUUGACUCUGUACUUGUAGACUGUCUGCCCUAUAUUGAUCCUGACUAUGACCCAGCCAUUGUUGAUGCUCUUGUCAAUGCAGAGCUCCAAUCAAGUCGUAUACCUCGACCCACUUUAGAUCUAAUAAAACUAAACGAAACAGAACUAUUUAAGGACCAUCCAGCAUUGGCAGGGCUUUUAGAUCAAGUUGCAGCGGGUAUCAAGAUGCAAGCUAUUGAUACCACGAGAUUCCGUUUGGAGGCUCCAACUGAUGAGAACGAGUGGGAUGCAGCUGUAAAUAAUGCCCGUGCACAACUCGAGCAUCAAAGCCAGCGACUAGUCAAUUUGGAGUUAGUGACGAGAAUGGGUGCCAAUGCGUGGCGAAUCCACAACUAUCAACUCGAGGCAGCAAUAAAGAAUAUGAAAUCGCAGUUGGAAUUGUGCAAUGAACGGAUCGAGGCAGUAAACAAGAUUCGUAAAGCUGAUCAGAUGCAAGCACAACCUACUCUUCGAGCACUAUCAGAACGCUGGACUGAACUGAUUCAAAGUACAAUUGCUGUUCGCAUGGAAAACCAGAGACUAGAUGCCCAGAUUAAACAGUUGCAAUCACAAGCACCAUCUAAAUAA